Molecule: messenger RNA, 1319 nt
Organism: Cucumis sativus (cucumber)
Lineage: Eukaryota; Viridiplantae; Streptophyta; Magnoliopsida; Cucurbitales; Cucurbitaceae
Product: vesicle-associated protein 4-2
Exons: 7
Coding region: 243-1016 (257 amino acids)
Biological process (GO): endoplasmic reticulum membrane organization
Cellular component (GO): plasma membrane; endoplasmic reticulum membrane
Source: RefSeq, a predicted model, not a curated record
GGACCUCAACUCUUUUUUCUUCACUUUAAUUUUAUUCUCUUCACUUCCGCUCUCUAUCACCUCUCUCUCUCUCUCUCUCUCUCUCUCUCUCCACCUCGUCUUCCGCUUCCAUUGAACUAAAAAGCGACCCCUCCUCCUCUUAACGCCCAUCAUCAACUGCCGUGGCUCCUCCUCCUCAAUUCCCAUCUCCAACCACCACUUUCUUUACUGUCCGAUGCUCUGAUUGAGUCUCGGAGGUUUCAAUGAUGGCUGUUGAAGACCAAAAGUCAACGUCCGAUGGAAAGGUCUGGGGUUUUUUGAAGCAAACGUUUAAGCAUUCCACUGGCGGUGCUACUACUUCCUCUCGUACUUCUCAUCAAACUCAUCCGCCUGUCGAGGGGACCAAUCCUCAUACCUCCGCUUCUGUCUCCUCUGUUGCUAGGUCGCUGCUUCCGACGCGGCGCCGGCUCAAGCUUGAUCCAUCGAAUAAGCUUUUCUUUCCUUAUGAGCCUGGUAAGCAGGUUAGGAGUGCCAUUGGAAUAAAAAACACGAGCAAAUCUUAUGUUGCAUUCAAGUUCCAAACAACUGCACCAAAAAGCUGCUUCAUGCGUCCUCCUGGUGCAAUUCUUGCCCCUGGAGAGAGCAUCAUAGCCACUGUUUUCAAGUUUGUUGAGGUUCCCGAAAGCAACGAGAAACCUGUGGAUCAAAAGAACAACAGGGUUAAGUUUAAAAUUAUGAGCUUGAAGGUGAAAGGACAAAUGGAUUAUGUGCCUGAACUGUUUGAUGAGCAGAAGGACCAAGUGUCUAUAGAACAGAUAUUGCGGGUUGUUUUCCUGGAUCCAGAACGUCCCAAUGCAGCUUUAGAAAAAUUGAAGCGCCAAUUAGCGGAAGCCGAUGCUGCACUUGAGGCACGCAAGAAACCACCGGAGGAAUCGGGCCCAAAAAUAAUUGGAGAAGGGCUGGUGAUAGACGAAUGGAAAGAACGGAGGGAAAGAUAUCUGGCAAAACAGCAAGUUGAAGGGGUAGAUUCUGUAUAGGUUUGGUUUUAGUUUUUUUUUUCUCCCGGCAAUGCUUCUGUAAUUUGAAAGGGAUUUCCAAAUGAACUCUCGAGUAUCGAUUCUACCCUUAAAAAGUCAUGUAAUCUUUUUCUUUUGGUAUAUUAUCCAAAAUAUUGUUUAGGUGAAGAUGAACUUGUUUUAUUUUCAUUGAACGAAACCCCCCAAGGUCAAGUCUUGUGUAAUUUGGGACACCGACUGGGAUUACUCCUUUUAUAUGUAGAUAAAGAUAAUAUGAUUUGUUUCUUUCUCGCUAAUAAAUUGUCUGAGGUGGAAUUUAUCCUA